This is a messenger RNA of Sorghum bicolor (sorghum), 1557 nucleotides long. RefSeq lists its product as uncharacterized. The record is from RefSeq and is a predicted model, not a curated record. The transcript has a single exon. Gene Ontology annotation, molecular function: DNA binding. Lineage: Eukaryota; Viridiplantae; Streptophyta; Magnoliopsida; Poales; Poaceae. The coding region runs from base 27 to 1511 and encodes 494 amino acids. Gene Ontology annotation, biological process: regulation of DNA-templated transcription.
CUCCCAAGCGCGCUGUGCGUGCGCCCAUGGCAGCGGCGGCGUGCGCACCCGGGCUCCCGCCGGGCAUUCUGUUUUCCCCCGAAGACGAGGUGGCGGUUGGGCACUACCUCCUUCCUCGCCUCCAGGGCUGGCCGCUUCCCAUCGACGGUCUCAUCCUCGAUGACGACCCGCUGAGCGCGCCGCCGUGGGAGCUCCUGGAGCGGAAUGGGCGCAAGGAGCAGGCUUUCUUCUUCGCGGAGGGGCAGGCGAGGUGCGGGAAGGGCACGCGGCAGAGGCGAACCUGCGCGGGCGGCGGAUGGUGGGAAGGGCAGAAGACGUGCGCGGAAGGCGACAAGCUGCGCGUCCCUGGCUGCGGCGGCGGAGGCAUUGAGGCCGCGUGGCGGAAGAAAGCCUUCAACUUCCACAGCGGCAGCGGCGGCGGCGACGGGAAGCGCAGCACGGGGUGGGUGAUGCACGAGUACGCGGUCACCGGACCGGAGGAUCUGGCGCGCUCGCCGCUCAGGUUGUACCACAUCCGGCUCAGCAGCUACGGGAGAAAGCAGUGCGGCGCCAUGGAGCUCCCGCCGGUGCUCGGGUUCCUGCCUGGCUUCGUCUUCGCCCCCGAGGACAGCGACGUCGUCGUCCAUUACCUCCUCCCUCGCAUGCUGGGCCAGCCGCUCCCGCUGGACGGCCUCAUCGUGGACGAGGACCCGCUGAGCGCGCCGCCGUGGGAGCUCCUGGAGCGGAACGGGCGCAGGGAGGACGCCUUCUUCUUCGCCUUGGGGCAAGCCAAGAGCAGCAAGGGGUCCCGGCAGAAGCGGACUUGCGCGGGCGGUGGGUUCUGGAACGGGGAGAAGACGUGCGUCGACGGCGAGAAGCUGCACGUCCCCGGCGGCGCGGAGGUGGCGUGGAGGAAGAAAGCGCUCAGCUUCCAGGAAGGCGGCGGCGGCGGCGAGAAGGGGGGCAGCACGGGGUGGGUGAUGCACGAGUACGCGAUCACCGCGCCGGACCACCUGGCCGAGUCGCAGCUGAGGCUGUACCGCAUCCGGUUCAGCGGCCACGGCAAGAAGCGGAAGCAGAGGGGAGAUGGUGGUGGUGGAGCUGGAGAUUCGUGCGGGGAUGUGCCAGCUCGGAACGAGGCCCGGCGCCGCCGCGUGGCAGAGGAUGCCGAUGCUCUGCUCCACAUGUCGUCGCCGCCGCCGCAGCAGCCCAGCUCUUCUUCGACAGUGCUGAUUGGUCACAGUUGCAUCAAUGGGGCCGACGACCACCACCACCACCACGCAGCACCGGCGACACUACUCGCCCCUGGCAUCGUCGACACGAACUCUGAUAGCCUGGGGAGCAUCGACAUUGACGAGCUGUUUCGCUUAGUUGAAAAUUACCCUUCACCCAACCCACGCGUCUCGCCGGCGGCGACGGGUUACGACGGAGCACAUCUGGAUGGUGCAGGCUCAAGCUUCCUCUGCAUGGAGCCGAUAGAUUCCGCAAUCUUCUUCACCGCGCCGUCUAACCAGUACUAUGCAGCCUGUUAGCGCAUUCCGGAAGCGGAUAGAUUGUUUAUAAAUUGUUUUAGUAUAC